UAUAGCUUCGUGGCCCGCGCGCGCGCUUCUCUCCGGCGCGGGCACCGGCGCGGGCCAUGGCUUCAUCCUCUCUGUUAUCCUCGUUGGCUGUGCGGUUGCUGCGCUCCGCGCACGGCUGCCACCCGCGCCUGCAGCCCUUCCACCUGGCGUCAGUGCGAAACGAAGCUGUUGUCAUUUCUGGAAGGAAACUGGCUCAGCAGAUCAAGCAAGAAGUGCGGCAGGAGGUGGAAGAGUGGGUGGCCUCAGGCAACAAGCGGCCACACCUCAGUGUCAUUUUGGUCGGUGACAAUCCUGCCAGUCACUCCUAUGUUCUCAACAAAACCAGGGCAGCGGCUGAAGUGGGAAUCAACAGCGAGACAAUUGUGAAGCCAGCCUCAGUUUCAGAGGAAGAGCUGUUAAAUUCAAUCAGGAAAUUAAACAAUGAUGAGAACGUGGACGGCCUCCUGGUUCAACUGCCACUCCCAGAGCACAUUGAUGAGAGGAAGAUCUGCAAUGCCGUUUCUCCUGACAAGGACGUUGACGGCUUUCACGUCAUUAACGUGGGGCGGAUGUGCUUGGACCAGUAUUCCAUGCUACCAGCAACCCCAUGGGGCGUGUGGGAGAUAAUUAAGCGAACUGGCAUCCCAACCUUAGGGAAGAACGUGGUUGUAGCUGGCAGGUCAAAGAACGUUGGGAUGCCGAUUGCAAUGUUAUUGCACACUGAUGGAGCACAUGAACGGCCCGGAGGUGAUGCCACAGUUACAAUAUCUCACCGAUACACUCCCAAAGAGCAGCUGAAGAAGCACACGAUCCUUGCGGACAUUGUGAUAUCUGCCGCCGGCAUUCCAAAUCUGAUCACAGCCGACAUGAUCAAGGAAGGGGCAGCAGUCAUCGAUGUGGGCAUAAACAGAGUUCAAGACCCUGUCACCGGAAAGCCCAAGUUGGUUGGAGAUGUAGAUUUUGAAGGAGUCAAGAAGAAAGCUGGUUACAUCACUCCCGUCCCCGGGGGUGUUGGUCCCAUGACGGUGGCCAUGCUAAUGAAGAACACCAUAAUUGCGGCCAAGAAAGUGCUGAGGCCUGAAGAGCUGGAGGUGCUGAAGCCCGAGCAGCGUGGAGUUGCCACCAACUAGAAGUGCUCCAUGCCAGUCUGAGAGGCAGCGUGGGCCAAGAGGAAUGCAGUAUUUUUAAUUUAUUCUGUUGAAAUGGUUUAAAAUGAUGUUUGUAUUUAUUGAAAGCUUAAACGGGUGGAUGUGUGUGUGUGCAUGGCUCUGCAGAACCUCACCAGGGUGCCCAUCCGAGGCCUGCCGUCGGCCUGGUGAUGCAUGGUGAUACACAUCCUCACACUGAGAGUGGAUGCUGAACGUCAUCGGAAAAACCUGCCUUUUCAGACGCUCAUUUCCCAAGUGCUAUUUCAAUACGGGUUGAUGACUCAUCUGAGGUUCCAAGCCUUCUGAGUUCAACUUUCAAACCAAAGGAAAACUAUCUAGAGAAAAAUAGGGGGAAGCAAGAAACGGCAGCAGAGUGGAGGACGGCUCUCCCUUACUUCCUGUGCACCCCGGUGCACCCCGCCCGGGUCGCGAGCAGGUUUCUCUGAGGAGAGCUCAGUUGGCUGGGUUGGUAGAGGAAAGCCCAGUGUGGCCAGCCGUCCCCCUGUGGCCGAGUCACUAGGGAAACUUUAGGAUUUCCUCACUGCCGUUUCCCUUCUGUGAGCUUGCCCUACUUCAGUCUUCUAGAACCACAGAGAUCAUUUUAUAAAUGAUGUAUGUAGUUGUCAUGUUUGGCUUUUGUGGCACAUUUAAAAACUUCAGACUGUUAGAGAUUGUGUGUCUGUUUUCUUUGGCAUAAGCUUUGAGGCCUACUAUUUGAAAAACAAAACUUGGGUGUGUUCAUCAUGAGGGCAGACUGUGUGAAACUCAACCUGCCACCAAAGAACUGACGGCAGCUGCCUGCAUGUCUUUCAUGUACCCUGUUGGCUUUCCUGAAAGGUAUCGAGGAGCUUGAGUUAAUAUAAGAUUUAAUCAGAUUUUCUUAUUGAAGGGUUUUGUUGCUGUUGUUGGUUUUGUUUUGUUUUUAAAUAAAACACAUCU
Messenger RNA from Onychomys torridus (southern grasshopper mouse), 2066 nucleotides. RefSeq names its product methylenetetrahydrofolate dehydrogenase (NADP+ dependent) 2, methenyltetrahydrofolate cyclohydrolase (gene Mthfd2). Lineage: Eukaryota; Metazoa; Chordata; Mammalia; Rodentia; Cricetidae. Gene Ontology annotation, biological process: tetrahydrofolate interconversion. The coding region runs from base 57 to 1109 and encodes 350 amino acids. The transcript has 8 exons. The record is from RefSeq and is a predicted model, not a curated record. Gene Ontology annotation, cellular component: mitochondrion. Gene Ontology annotation, molecular function: methylenetetrahydrofolate dehydrogenase (NAD+) activity; methylenetetrahydrofolate dehydrogenase (NADP+) activity; methenyltetrahydrofolate cyclohydrolase activity.